Messenger RNA from Ornithorhynchus anatinus (platypus), 1571 nucleotides. RefSeq names its product STE20 related adaptor beta (gene STRADB). The record is from RefSeq and is a predicted model, not a curated record. The transcript has 12 exons. Lineage: Eukaryota; Metazoa; Chordata; Mammalia; Monotremata; Ornithorhynchidae. Gene Ontology annotation, biological process: protein phosphorylation. The coding region runs from base 224 to 1507 and encodes 427 amino acids. Gene Ontology annotation, molecular function: protein serine/threonine kinase activator activity; ATP binding; protein kinase activity.
GUAUCUGCCCCAGGAUUCGGUACAGUGCCCGGCACAGAGUAAGCGCUUGACAGAUACCAUUAAAAACAAAACAGGCUUGGAGAAACGUGCGGUACCAAGGAGGACAGACCAAGACUGGAACCAGCAGAUCUGUGUUGCUUGAGGGAAAAAAGAUGAAACUGAAAUCUUUGGCUGGCGGAUAGAUGGGUCUGUGGAACUCUUUUCAAGAAGUACAAGCGAUUCCAUGUCUUUUUUGGAUUGUUUCUGCACCCCACGGACACAAGUCGAAUCGAUCGGAGCCGAAAAGCAGUGUGAGGCCAGCAGCGUCCAUCGGUACUGGGUGGAUGAGCCAUUUCUCUCCCGGGUCCCUUCGUCUCUCGGAGGAAAUGAGAUGCCCUCGCACUCCUCCGAUGCUUCCCACUACGAACUCCAAGCAGAAAUAGGAAGAGGAUUUGACAACCUGACUUCAGUCUACCUGGCCCGGCACACUCCCACUGGCACCCCAGUGGCCGUGAGAAUCACUGACCUGGAAAACUGUUCAGAAGAACACCUGGAAGCGCUGCAGAAGGAGGUGGUGGUCUCCCACUGCUUCCGACAUCCCAACAUCAUGACACUGUGGACGGUGUUCACCGCGGGAACCUGGCUGUGGGUCAUCUCUCCCUUCAUGGCCUACGGUUCGGCGAGUCACCUCUUGAGGACUCACUUCCCCGAAGGCAUGAGCGAGGCCUUGAUAGGGAACAUUCUUCUUGGAGCCGUGAGAGGCUUGAACUAUCUCCAUCAGAACGGCUGCAUUCACAGGAGUCUUAAAGCCAGUCACAUCCUGAUUUCCGGAGAUGGCCUGGUCACUCUGUCUGGCUUCUCCCGACUCUACAGUCUGGUUAAGCACGGGCAAAAAUCUGAAGUCGUGUACGACUUUCCCCACUUCAGUCCAGCGGUGCACCCGUGGCUCAGCCCAGAACUACUGAGACAGGAUUUGUACGGCUACAACGUGAAAUCGGACAUUUACAGCGUCGGGAUAACCGCCUGUGAAUUAGCCAAUGGGCAGGUGCCUUUCCAAGACAUGCACCGGACUCAGAUGCUCUUGCAAAAGCUGAAGGGUCCUUCUUAUUGCCCCUUGGAUGGAAAUCCCUUCCCCGCCGUGGAAUGGAGGAUGAAGAACUCCCGGUCGGGCAUCGACUCCGGGAUCGGAGAGAGCGUGCUGGUGCCCAGCCUGACCCGCACCACCCUCAGCGAGCGGCUGCAGACGCCGGCCCCCAGGACCUUCUCCCCGGCUUUCCACAGUCUGGUGGAGCUCUGCCUGCAGCGGGACCCCGAGAGAAGGCCGUCCGCAAGCAGCCUCCUGUCCCAUGUGUUCUUCAAGCAGAUAAAAGAGCGUCCCCGGGAUUCCUUGGUGUCUCUGCUGCCGCGGGCCCUCCGUCCCAGCGAGCCACCCGGGGCGGUGCCCGCCGCCGAGCGCCCCCCAGGCCCGGCCCGGGCGGGGCUCGCCCCAGAAUGCGCCGCUGGGGGAGACCCACCCUGGGAAUUCUAGAACAGACGGUGUCUCCUUGCUGCUUUUUUUUUUUUCUUUUGGCCGCCCUUAGUACGGUCGGGGC